AUGGACGCCCAAAAACUUCUUGCAUUCACAAUGAGAUGGAUUGGCGGGAGACGGGUACGAAAGUUCAUUAUGGAAUAUGCAAAAAAGAAGGACAUAACAAACGUACAUGUCCAACUCGCAACUCUGGUGCUUCAUCUUCGAGACAAAUGGGUGAUUAAGGUUGAAGCAUAUGCGGUGAUAUCGUUCUCAAUUAGUGUGGGAUUGUUGCUUUUGGAGCGAUGGAGGCAGGAAACUCACUCGUUUCACAUGCCUGGUGGAGAGUGUACUAUUACACUACAAGAUGUUGCUGUGCAGUUAUGGCUACCUACUGAUGGAGAACCCAUUACAGGAUCCUUGCAAUACGAUUGGGCACAGUUAUGUGAGGACCUACUGGGAGUACGACCUCCUCAACUUAAGGGAUCUAGGUUGAGUAUUCCUUGGCUAGCGGCACAAUUCAUUAAAUUACCACAAGAUGCUGAUGAGGUUAUGAUACAAAGAUACGCACGAGCAUAUAUUAUGCAGCUCAUCGGUGGAUUUUUAUUUCAGGAUAAAUCUAACACAUUAGUUCAUCUCAUGUUCAUUCCGCUACUGACUGAUUUCAAGGAAGUUGGACAAUAUUCAUGGGGUAGUGCAUGCCUCGCAUGGUUAUAUCGAGAACUCUGUCGGGCUAGUCGAGUUGAUGCCUUGGAUAUAGCAGAUCCGUUGAUACUUUUACAAGUGUGGGCGUGUGAUAGGUUUCCUACAAUUGCUCCACAACACCAUGUACUCACUCCUGAACAAUAUGCUGGACGUCCUCUCAGUGCACGAUGA
This is a messenger RNA of Momordica charantia (bitter melon), 789 nucleotides long. Lineage: Eukaryota; Viridiplantae; Streptophyta; Magnoliopsida; Cucurbitales; Cucurbitaceae. The record is from RefSeq and is a predicted model, not a curated record.